Messenger RNA from Gavia stellata (red-throated loon), 465 nucleotides. It is a transcript of the gene AGRP, whose product is annotated as agouti related neuropeptide. Gene Ontology annotation, molecular function: type 1 melanocortin receptor binding; neuropeptide hormone activity. The transcript has 3 exons. The record is from RefSeq and is a predicted model, not a curated record. Bases 4 to 465 code for a protein of 153 amino acids. Gene Ontology annotation, biological process: hormone-mediated signaling pathway; positive regulation of feeding behavior; neuropeptide signaling pathway. Lineage: Eukaryota; Metazoa; Chordata; Aves; Gaviiformes; Gaviidae. Gene Ontology annotation, cellular component: extracellular region.
ACCAUGCUGAACGUGCUGCUGCUGUGCUGCGGGCUGCUGCAGGGGAUCCAGGCCAUCCUCGCCACCGACUUCAGCCACGGCCACCUGCAGAAGGUGGGCGGCGGGCUGGAGGGAGCCGACAGAGCCCGCUACUCCAGCCUGCUACGGAAAGUCAAGGAGGUGUCUGCGGAGCCGGCGGGAACUCUCCCCAGGCUGGGGUUUGAGCAGAUGGCCCUGGAGGUCCAAGAAGCCGAUGGUGACCUCAUGCAGAGAGACGGUGUGCUGGAAUCGCAGGCAUCGUCCACAGAACUGCAAGCUGCGGGCCGAGAAGAACGCUCCCCCCGCCGCUGUGUCCGCCUCCUGGAGUCCUGCCUCGGGCAUCAGGUCCCCUGCUGCGACCCCUGCGCCACCUGCUACUGCCGCUUCUUCAAUGCUUUUUGCUACUGCAGGAAAAUCAGCACCAGUUUCCCCUGCGGCAAGAACUAG